This is a messenger RNA of Drosophila ficusphila, 3329 nucleotides long. It is a transcript of the gene Naus, whose product is annotated as CTTNBP2 N-terminal-like protein. The transcript is spliced from 4 exons. NCBI's taxonomy places the organism in Eukaryota, Metazoa, Arthropoda, Insecta, Diptera, Drosophilidae. The record is from RefSeq and is a predicted model, not a curated record. Bases 315 to 2159 code for a protein of 614 amino acids.
AGCGAGAAGCAGAGAAGAGCAUACUGCGAAAGCAAACUGGCAAUAUUUCGCCCAGUAUAUAUCUACUUUUUCACGGCAAGAAAUUAACAAAGAGUUUUCGAUAUAGUUCCCGUGGCGAUUGCUGGGUGCGCAAAAGCCACUGGCCUGCAGUUCAGGCUAGAACCAAGUAUAGACCGGAAGUGAAGUCCUGGAAUCUUGUGCAAUUUGCGUACUGCGACGCACCAAACAUUCUUUUUUUUUUGUAUGCUGUGAGCUGCGAGGAGGCGGAAAUCGGGAGUUGGGAAUCCGGAAUCGGGAAUCAGGAGUCGGGGGAAAUGGAGCAGAACUCUAACAGCGCUGUUGCGGAGUCGUUCGCGGAGGCACCUGCUCAGGAUGCGGAGUACGGCAUCGAAAAUUGCUCCGGAUCGGCCUCGGGUAGCGACACCGUGAGCGCUAACCAUGAGUUUCAGACCAUGAAACCAGGUCCCGGGGUGGCACACAAACUGGCGACAGUGACUACCACAACAGCCAACACCAUGAGUAAUGGACGCACACGAGCCGAACUGCCGCACAGCGAGCUGGUGAAGAUGCUGUACUACUUGGAGGGCGAGCUGCAGGCGCGGGAUGUGUGCAUUGCCGCCCUGCGAAAUGAGCGGGUGAAGCAGCUCAUUGCCCAGCUGCGUACCAAGCGGCUGCAGCCCAACGAUCCCUACGCGGCAAUAUUUCGGGACAAGAUCGCACUCAAUGGAAAUCUCAUCUCCAGGGAAUCGUCAACACAGGCAGCCCAGGCCGAAAUGGAGGUGCGUCAGAUUAUUGAGCAGCAGAUGGAACAGCAGUAUCAAAUGGUCAGCAAACAGAGAGCCACACACGUGCGAAUGGUCAACAUACUGACCGAGUCGCUGGAGAACAACCAGCGGAUGCUUCAGGAACUGGAGGAAGAGAAGCGCAAGCACGAGCAUACCACAGCGCAGGGCGACGACAUCACCUACGGCCUGGAGAUGGAGCGCACGAAAUUAAAGCAGGAGUUGGAGGAGGAGCGCGCCCAGGUGGCCAAGAUGGAGAAGGACUUGAAGAAGCUACAGGAAACGUUAGAGUACGAGCGCAAUCGGCAAAAGCAGAUUGUGCUUUUGCUGAUUGCAGAGCGCAAGAAGAUAUUGAUGAAGUACAUUGAAGAAGGCAAACGCUCUGAGGACCUGGCUCAAAUCCUGGCCGAAGAGAAACAGCGUUCGGACACCAUAGCCGAGGGCCUAGAGGAAGAAAGCAAAAAGUCGUUGCGCAUGGAGGAGGAGCUGGAGAAGCAAACACAUGCCAUGGAGCUGGAAAGAAAAACCCUAUUUGCCAAACUGGCCAAGGAGGAGCUGCGGGUCAAGGAGCUAGAGCAGGAACUCAGUGUCCUGCGUGGCGAGCACGAGGCCCUCAAAAAGCAGCAGCCGCUGGGGGGCAGCGGCUCAUCGGUGGCCACCGCCAAGGCGCGACAGUUCAGCGACGACGCCUGUGCCACACCCCCCAUGGUGAACAUCGCCAAGAUCGUGCAGCCGACCGCCACAGUGAGCAGCAUGCCGGUUUCGGGACCACAGACCGGCAUCGCCCGCUCCAUAGCGCCGGGCCAGAACAUCCGGAGCGCUGGCAUCGCAACGGCGCCCACGGGCACGGCCACAGCCGCAGUAGCACCACUCUCGGCCGUGCUCAACCAUACCACCAGCACCACGAACAGCACCACCAGCAGCUGUAACUCGACUGCAGCCCCCGCAGCGGUGGAGGCAUCUGCAACCGUCACCGUGACGCUGGUGGCGCCACCGUCUCCCUCGCCGGCGAAGAUGCAGCCCACGGCCACAAUCCAACGGGCACCCGGCGGCAAGUACGCCGCUCUGGCUGCGGCAGCUGCCCUCGACCAGACAGCCACACCACCGCAUCCGCAUCCCGUUCCCAUCGCCGUGCCACCGGUCACCGUGCCUCCGGCGGGAGCCCGCGGCGCACCGCCACCUAUACCGACCAAGCCGAUCGUGCCGCCCAAGCGGGAGCCGUCGCUCUCCCGGCUGGGCUCGAUCACGGGCAGCAGUGCCAUAGCAGCGGCUGCCACGGCAGCAGUAGCGGCCACCGCAACCACCACGGCCACGGCGUCGACGAGCGUGGCCGCUGCAGCUGCCGCCGCGGCAGCGGGCACGGCUAAGCAUAAUUAGACAUCCCCUUCCCCAAUCUCAGACUCAGACUCACAUUAAUAACCGAUAUUUGGCGUAGGAUAAGCGAAAUACUCAAGCGGCGUAGUCCUCCGAUGACCACGCUAGGCAACAGGAUCUUCCGUCUCGAACUGCCAUCAGAAAUCGUUAUUCUGCAGAACAUGCAGCCACUUCUUCGUAAACUGUUCCAUUUUUUUUAAAUUUUUUUCAACACAUUCAUCCAAUACUUGCAUUAAACCACUCGAGUUUGGUUUACAAAUAAGAUAAUGUUAGGAUUACUGAACAGGAAACUAUUUUGCAUAAAGUAUUUCUUGACCAAUAAUCCUAACUUUAACUAACUCAUAAAUAUUUAUAAUUUUUUUUAUUGUAAUUUUUCUAAUUUUUAAAUUUUUUUUAACGUGUUUUCAAUUCUACUUUCUAACGAUUUAUAUUCAAUUUGUCACUGAUUUAGUAGUACACAAAAGUAUGCCUUAAUCAAGGCAUAAUGUUGAAAAGUCGUUUGUAAUUAGUAUUGAUAUUUUUGCAUAAUUUGUUUAUUAUCUGAAAUUAUGUGGUUCUGCAAUUUUACAAUCAAAUUUAAUUAUGUUUCUACAAAACCCCAUAUUUCGUCAAUUGAAAUACGCUACUUUUUAAGAAUCAAAAAUAUUUGAAAUGUGAUUGUGCUUUAAGAUGGUAUUAUUUGUGAAAUCAGAACGACUCUGCAGAAUCCCUAAUAUUAAAACUUAGUUGAUAUAUUUUUAUUUUUUUGUAACGUCCAUAUAUAGUAGUAGUAUUAGUCUUUCUACACAAUUGAAGUCCACAGGCUUUUGUCAGUUCGGGAUUGGAACCAUUAGAAACAUACGUGUUUCGAGUCUUUAAGUAUUUUCUGUUGCCUAGUGUCAUUGGCUAAGGAAUAAUGAGGAGUAAGAGAAAAAGUUUGUUAAGCAUUAGAAUGAAGAACACGCAGUGCGACCCCAUCCGGCGGCUUCUUUUUUAAGUCUAGUUUAGUUUUUAUUGUUUUUACCAAGCGGUUGGUAUGUUUUAUAAAGCCGUUGGCGGUCACAGGGCCAAGCCAAGAGACAAGCGACUUUAAUUGUAAUUCCGUACGUAGUAACCGAACAUUUGUACAAGGCCGUGCGAUUCUCAUAACGAUUAACAACCAGAAUAUAUAGUAAUUAUAUACAUACCCACAGA